This is a messenger RNA of Nematolebias whitei (Rio pearlfish), 454 nucleotides long. RefSeq names its product trafficking protein particle complex subunit 2L (gene trappc2l). The transcript is spliced from 5 exons. The record is from RefSeq and is a predicted model, not a curated record. The coding region runs from base 32 to 451 and encodes 139 amino acids. NCBI's taxonomy places the organism in Eukaryota, Metazoa, Chordata, Actinopteri, Cyprinodontiformes, Rivulidae. Gene Ontology annotation, biological process: endoplasmic reticulum to Golgi vesicle-mediated transport. Gene Ontology annotation, cellular component: nucleus; TRAPP complex; cytoplasm.
GCUGACAGUUUAGAGGAAAAACACAACUAACAUGGCGGUGUGCAUAGCAGUUAUCGCUAAGGAGAACUACCCGCUGUAUAUUCGCAGUGUACCCACUCAAAAUGAGCUGAAGUUUCACUACACAGUCCACACCUCUCUGGAUGUGGUGGAGGAGAAGAUCUCAGCUGUAGGAAAAUCUUUAGGAGACCAGAGGGAGCUUUACCUGGGGCUCCUGUAUCCCACUGAAGACUAUAAAGUAUAUGGAUAUGUAACCAACUCCAAGGUGAAAUUUGUGAUUGUUGUGGACUCAUCAAAUACAUCAUUGAGGGACAAUGAAAUAAGAAGUAUGUUCAGAAAACUGCACAAUUCUUUCACGGAUGUAAUGUGCAACCCCUUCUACACUCCUGGUGACCCGAUACAGUCCAAGGCUUUCAAUGGGAUCGUUUCUGGAAUGAUGGUACAAACUGGCUGACCA